ACCAGCGCUUGUUCUGUGAAGCAUCCGGAGCCCAGUAGGACCCAACAAAUCUAUUGCCCUCCUCAAGACCCUCAAAACUGUGAGUAUACCGAUUUGCACGUUCUCCGUGGAAAGUGUACUCUCCGGCGAGUCGAAUGCUGCCCGUUUUGGCCCUGUUCGUGCAAGAACUUUGGGUGGAUGCAUGCCGGUCUCUUGGGAUGCAUCACCAGCAUCGGACGGAUCCACUCGCUCGCUGGACUUUGCACUGUGCUGGGGUCCUGGGCGCAUUUCGCUGACUCUCGUUGCGCCUUAUAGCCCGCCAUGGUCAAGGUUCCAAUUGUCAAGAAGCGCACGAAGCCUUUCAAGCGCCACCAGUCCGAUCGUUAUAAGGGCCUAAAGGAGGCAUGGCGGAAACCCAAGGGUAUUGAUAACAGGGUCAGGCGUCGGUUCAAGGGUCAGCUUCCCAUGCCUAAGAUUGGUUAUGGUAGCAACAAGAGGACUCGUCACCUCCUUCCAAAUGGCCUGAAGAAGUUCUUGGUUAGCAACAUCAGGGAGGUCGAUCUUCUCUUGAUGCACAACAAAAGCUUUGCGGCCGAGAUCGCACACAACGUCAGCAGUCGUAACCGUAUCCAGAUCCUCGACAGGGCAAAGGUUUUGGGAGUGAAAGUCACCAACUCUGCGGCUCGUCUUCGGUCUGAGGAGUAAUUUUGUCGUCGCUUUCCGUGUUCCAUCUAUCAGCAUUCACUUUUCACAUAUUGCCAUGUAUCAUUUGCAUAUGCCGGGGAUAAUCCACCAUGCGACCAUGCUUCAGGCCCUC
Somion occarium is the source of this 796-nucleotide messenger RNA. Lineage: Eukaryota; Fungi; Basidiomycota; Agaricomycetes; Polyporales; Cerrenaceae. The record is from the annotation of a GenBank genome assembly.